AUGUCGUCAGCUGAGGAGGCGGACUUGAUUGUGAAGCACCGGACCUGCAACAGCGAGUCUUGGUUCGGAGUUGUGAUGGAGUUGAAUGCCAGCCGGUCGGCGAAGCUGGCAACCUGUGAACUCUACGCCGAUAUGAACUACCUCGACGCAGGAGCUGCACGUGCUGCACGAUGCGGCGACGCCGCAGCCUUCGCAGGCACCUACGAGGAAUACCUGGAGCGUGAUAUCCAGACCCUCGCUGUGCUGCAAGCACGGAGCAAGAAUUGCAGCGCGGCUACAACUGGUUACGAUUCGAAGGUCACGGAAUGCGAGAACGCUUUUGACGCAUUGACAACGAAGCUGCAGGAGUGCUUGGAGUUGGAAGCUUACUUGGCCAAAAUCCAUGCCCUUCCAGAUUUGUCAACCCCGGCUGCUGGCCCGACGCACGACUUCUGCGCGCCCUGGGCGGCGAAGGUGACGGCCUGCAGCGACUACGACUCAUGCUACACCUCGAAGGCCGUCAUGCAAGAAAGCUCCUUCUUUGCCGCAAAUGAGCUGGCCAACAGCCGGCAGGCUGAAUACCUUGCGCUGAAGCGCAUCGACUGCCUGCUUGGCGUCUUAGAGAGCUCCGCCACUGAGCAGCCGGACAAGCUGACGGCCUGCGUUUCGGCAACCCACGACACCAGCAGCCUGGAGUUGAAGAAGCCGGUGCCGCCGGCCAAGGCCUCCUGCGUGCCAGGCACCCAACCUGCCGGCUGCGAUGCUCCGAAGUAG
Messenger RNA from Symbiodinium sp. CCMP2456, 753 nucleotides. The record is from the annotation of a GenBank genome assembly. NCBI's taxonomy places the organism in Eukaryota, Dinophyceae, Suessiales, Symbiodiniaceae.